This is a messenger RNA of Myripristis murdjan (pinecone soldierfish), 2185 nucleotides long. RefSeq names its product extracellular matrix protein 1b (gene ecm1b). Lineage: Eukaryota; Metazoa; Chordata; Actinopteri; Holocentriformes; Holocentridae. Gene Ontology annotation, cellular component: extracellular region. The coding region runs from base 199 to 1725 and encodes 508 amino acids. The transcript is spliced from 10 exons. The record is from RefSeq and is a predicted model, not a curated record. Gene Ontology annotation, biological process: signal transduction; regulation of bone mineralization.
AGCCUCAUGCCUCUCCCCCCCACAGACAGACAGCACGGCAGCCUCUGCUGGACCAAUUAACGGGGCCGUCUGACCGCUGCCCCGCACGCCUGUUUUCCUGGGCGGCUCUGCGCACUUGGGCAGGACUUUGCUGAACUUAAAGCGGAGUGGGACAGUCGGUCGGUAAAGCAGACAGGACACCCAGACAGUACGAUCAACAUGUUUACGAUGGCCUGGUCUUGGGCUCUUGUCUUUUCGUGUGCAUUCGCCUUGAUUUUCGCAGACGAGGAUGGGUCCAUGAUUGAGCAGCGUGAGGUGACCUUUGACAUUGAGAAAAUUCUACAAGAUAUGAAUCAGCCAGAACCCGAUAUGCAGAAAGAGGUCGACUUGGAAGCUUUCCUUGAUCCCAUGGAGUUCGACAUAGAGCAAAAACGAGUGGCUCCGCCUCCUCUGAGCCCAGACCUGAUCAAAGCCCUGGGAGAGAGAGGCCCACCAAUGUUUGGGCCUCGCUCUUUUGGUGGUCCUCUCAUGGAAUACCGUGUCCAGUUUCCUCCUGGCCGGCCGAGCUCCACCAACCUCCAGGCGAUCUGUCUCUUUGGAGACCGCCGUCCGCGCUACCCAGCCACCUAUUUCCCUCAGUCUGGUUAUGGCCAGUUGAAACGUAGGGCAGCAGCUGUCAAUAAUGCCGAGUCUUGGUUUAGCACAUGCUGCAAGGGGAACCAGACUUGGGAGCAGGAAGUGACACUGUGCUGUGCCACACGGGCGUGGGAGCAGGCAGUGGAGUUGUUCUGUCAGGAAGACACUUCAGUAAAGGAUCGUGUUUAUCACUGCUGCAAGAAACAGGGCAGUGACAGACUACACUGCUUCCAGAAAGAUGCUCCAAACUCUGCCUACCAGCCCACAGUGGAUGUGCCAGUGACACCUGUUCCCCCCGCAUCUGACUUUUCCUUUGACCCCAGCACAUGCCAGAGCACAGAGUUGACCCCACACGGCAUCAGAGGAAAGAAGCAGAGGAAACCGUCACGCACUUCUGCUCCCCAGAACAUUGACAUCAACUUUCCUCCCGGACGGCCCACGACAGCUGAUAUCAAGUCUCUCUGCCUCAACCGCAAGCUCCGCCCCCGCUACGAUCUCAAGUGCCUACCACUCAGAGGCUAUGGCUGGCUUGCUCGUCAAGCAAAGACCAUCAAUCGUGUGGAGAGGGGAUUCAAACAGUGUUGCAAAAGGCAGCAGGAUGUGUUCACCUGUGCUGAUGGGAAGUGGCUUGAGGAGAUGGACAAGUUCUGUGAAGACGAGAGAGGGGGGAAGAUGAGAUUCCCAUGUUGUGAGAAGCCUGUGGGUCAAGAGCGGUAUGACUGUUUCCAAGCCCGCGCCCCCCACCCGGGUUAUGAUGUGGACCAGUCAGGCUCCCCGACAGGCACCUCUCAGAACUCCUCCCUGGCCCAAAUUUGUGAAACUCACAAGAUGAUCAAGAAGAAGUUCCCAGUGGGUUUUCCUCUGCAGAGUUUUGUGAAUCAGUGCUGCCCCCUGUCUUCAGAUCAGAAGUCUACAUGUAUCCAGGAGAAGCUUGCGAAAAUGUCAGAGAGUCUGUGUUCAGCAAGGAAGCCUUCCACACCAGCAGUCCGCCAGUGUUGCCGCACCUCUUCCCAAGACCCUUCACAAUGCCUCUCCAAAGUACUCAUGGAUGCCAUCUCCAAGGCAACCAAUAUAUCACGGCAGAAGAAGAGAAAGUGCCCUCUCUCCUGAAACCUUAUGACCUUUUGCUGCUGACCCUGACUACGAUGGGCCAGUGAGGAAAAGGGCGUGCCUAAAACAGGGGCUGCCUCUAAUCACUGACCAGAAUCAGCUUUUCCUGCCCAUAUCCCACAUAACUAUCAAUAAGAUGAAAUAAAUAUUUUUGCUGUGGAUCAACUUUAGCUUCACCUACUGCCAGUAUGAUGUGCAUCCAUCUGAGAGCACGCAAGAAGAACUGCCAUCACGAGUACUUUCAUAAAGAACUAAUAAUAUUGUUUAGUGCAUAGCUUGUAAACCAGACUGUUGUCUGUCACUGUACCACUUAUUUUUUAUAAGCUGCUCUUUCCAUGUUUGAUUGUGAAUGUCACAUUUUCCCGAUUCCUUUUGGAACUGCAAGAUCAGUUCUAUUAUUUUUAUGGUUAAGAUCAUGACCUAUAACACUUCUGAUGAAUAAAACUAUAUUUUGAAAUUU